AUGAAGCAAUACGAUAUAGUGCUGGACAUCGGGUGCGGAUCCGGGAAUAUAACACAAACAUUGGCCGAUGUAUUGAAUGCCAAACAAAUCUAUGCCAUAGAUGUGGACAAAGAGAUGAUUGCAUUUGCCGUUCAAAAUCACGACAAACGCAACGUUCAGUAUUUGGUCCAAGAUUUUGGCCUCGAGUGGCAUCUGCUGUCACCGACACUGCGGGCACUGGAGGGCAAAGUGGACCUCAUAUUCACUAACCAUUGUCUCCAUUGGAUUCAGGAUAAGGAGAAUGCGGUGAACAAUAUGUGUCGACUGAUGAGUGCCGGCAGUCGACUAUACGCUAACAUAUCAUUAGUUUCAGAUCCCUAUCAAGAGUUGUCGACCGAAGCGAAACUCAUUCACGAAAUACGGUUUAUGAAAAUACCGACACGAGAGACACAAAUCGACAUUUGGCUCAAACUCUUCGCUCGAUUCGCUUUAACCGUCGAUUCACACGAAGUGAUGAACAAAAGCUCAAGCAUUGAAACUCAAGCAUUCAAUAAACUUGCAUUACCGUUGAGUAUAACGAUGUGGAAACAGUAUUUCGUUGACUACGAUCGAGAUAUCGGUAUAAUUGGUCCGCAAAUUCAGUCCAAAGCUAUGGCCAAAACAAAUAGAAAUGGCAAAAUGAUUGGUAUUUCAACCAUCGCUUACCAACUAUUGUCUGUCGCGUGGAUCACAAGCCAUAGGCAAGUCAUACACGACAACACCUGUGGCCGCACUCAAUGGCACUCAAGCUAUGACUUUAUUAUAGUCGGCGGCGGGACUGCCGGCGCAGUUGUGGCCAACAAACUGAGUUCAAGCCAUUCAACAGUGCUGUUACUGGAAGCCGGGGGCUCACAAAGUGCCACAUAUAAUGAUAUACCAGGUUUAGCACUAAAGGGAAACGCAAUGAAUGUUAACGAAUGGGUAUAUUAUAAUAAACCACAUGAUCAUUAUGGCCAACAGUACGCCGGGGGUCGAGUGCCGGAGAAUAGGGGCAAAACAUUGGGCGGCUGUUCGGCGCAUAACGGCGUGCAAUACAAUCGGGGUAAUCGUCGCGGGUAUGACGACUGGGCCCAGACGUACGGCGCCCGCGGAUGGAGUUAUGCGGAUGUGUUGCCGGUGUUCAAAGAGUGGGAAAAUAAUACCGAUCCGUAUAUUGUGGACAGUAAUCCCGGAUAUCACGGCACCGGCGGACCCAUUCAGAUAUCAUCGCAACCUUACAACCCAUUUAUCUAUGCAUUGAAGAGUGCGUUAAUAGACUCCGGGUUUGUGUACACAGAUAUGAAUGGUCCGAUACAGGAGGGAGUUAUGGUUAACCAACAGUAUAUAUCGGCUGAGCGUUUCAGAGUGGGAACGGGCGGUGUGUUUGUCGACCCGAACCCAUAUCCAGAUAACCUGCAUAUAGUGUGCAAAGCAUUGGUCACUAAAAUACUGUUCAAUGGGUUGUAA
Messenger RNA from Medioppia subpectinata, 1464 nucleotides. The record is from the annotation of a GenBank genome assembly. Lineage: Eukaryota; Metazoa; Arthropoda; Arachnida; Sarcoptiformes; Oppiidae.